Messenger RNA from Ceutorhynchus assimilis (cabbage seed weevil), 5833 nucleotides. The record is from the annotation of a GenBank genome assembly. Lineage: Eukaryota; Metazoa; Arthropoda; Insecta; Coleoptera; Curculionidae.
GGAGGACUAGUGACGACGCAGGCCUUAGUAAACAACAAACAAAAUAUGAAAAAGUGAAAAAACUUCCAAUUAACUGAAUAUCAUACAUAAAAAAACAAGCAUGGCUAGAAAAAAUCAAUCACAGGUUGCCCAACUACGCCUUGGCUCUGGAAACUUCUCAAUAUAUGAAGGUGUAAACACAAUAGGCCGCAACCGAGAUGCUACUGUCAAUAUUAGGAAUAUGAACAUAAGUCAGCAUCAUGCAAUUAUUGUAGUACUCGAAGGAGAGCAUUACAUCAGUGAUUUGAACUCCAGUAAUCAUUGUUUCUGUGAAGGCACAAAAAUGGAACCUUACAAGCUGUACAAAUUGAGAAACCGCAUUGAAAUCACUUUAGGAGGAUUGAGUGGAAUUUACGUUACUAAUGCUGCAUUUUUUGAAGGAAGCAAACCUUCACACUCAACCACCCUUGCCAGUCAGACAUUUUACGGAUCCAACACACAACCAUUGGACAAUUUUGUGGAAGAUAUACAUGAAGUUCCUACUCAAGAAAUUUCUUGGACUAAUAUAAAAAUAAAGAAUGAUGAAUCUGCAACUAAAAUUUCCAUUAAUCAUGCCGCAUCAAGUGAUAAUCAAGAGACAGAUGAUGAUAAAACAGUCCAAGAUAGAAUGUCAUUUUUUGAAGAACCAACUCAAGUUUUUGAUAUAAGACAAUCAAUGCGAAAUAAGUGUCAAAAGUCAGAUAUUAAUGAAACAAUAAAUAAAAGUGUUAAUAUUAAUGGUAAUAUGACAGCAUCUACAAGUAAACCUCAAAAGAUUGAUAAUCUUGAAACAGUACAAGAAGAAAUAGAUGACAACAAAGUAGAUUUAGAAGAAGACAAAGGUCAAUCGACAGAGAUGCAAAUACCCAAUGGAAUUACAGUUUGUGAAAAUGAUUCUGCAUCAACAGGCGACUGUGAAAAAUUGGAUUAUGCUAAAACAACAAAAGAUAAAGAGUCUAAUGAAUUCACAGAUUGUGAAGAAGAUAAAGAGCAAGCUACAACAUCUACAAGUGGCUGUGGAAUAUUGUCUAAUGCUGAAACUGCAAAAGAAAUAGUAACUGAUGCCAGAGAUGAUGAGCUGACAGAUUGUAAAGAAGAUGCUUUAUCCAGUAACCAUGGAAAAAUUGAUAAAAUAGAAGACAAAUCUGCCCAAAAUGAUGAUGAAGAAUUAACAGAUUGUGAAGAAGAUAAGGAGCAAGCUACAACAUCUACAAGUGGCUGUGGAACAUUGGUCAAUGUUGGAACUGCAAAAGAAAAAACUACUGAUGCCGGGGAUGAUGAGCUUACUGAUUGCGAAGAAGAUGCAUUAUUCAGUGACCAUGGAAAAAUUGCUAUAAUGGAAAAGAAACCUGCUGAAGAUGAUGAUGAUGUAAUGACAGAUUGUGAUGAAGAGGCACCAAAAAACAAUAAGCCCAAAUCUGAUGAUGAUGAAAUGACAGAUUGUGAAGAAAGUGAUAAAGCUCAGCUAACAAAUAAAAAACGAAAAGUACUCCUCCCUCAAACUAAAAAAGUGACAAUUGCUGAAAAAAAUGCAGGAAUUAACUCUGAUGACAGUAACGAGUCUAUGGAGUUUUUCAAAGUUGACCAAGUUAGCAAGUCAAGUGGCAGUGAUGAAAGUAGUGUAUUUUUAGGAUUUGAAACUCCAGUAGACCCAACAGCAUCAAAUAGACCAAGUAUUCUUGCAGACAACCAAAACACUGGCAAGUCAGGUAAUAUCCAAGAGAACCAAAAAAAUGACAAAUCCACCAUUGUCUCAGAAAAUCAGGAUUCUGAUGAUGACUCUGUUCCAACACUUAAUCCAAACAGAAAGGAAAUAUCACUCAUGGCCCAAGAUGACAGUUACUUGGAAAAUCAAAUGAAAAAGUCCACAAUCAAUGUGGACGCUGACGACGAAAUUCCAGCUACUCAAUAUCAAAUGCUGAAUGGAAGCGAUUUGGUGCCAAGCACUCCGCAAAUCAAUGCAAAUUCUUUUGGAUCCAAAAAAGCUACUAGAGUUUCUUGUGAAGAAAGUUUCAAAUUAGAUAUAUCAGAUUAUAGUGGAGCCUUACAGAAAUCCACUAGAAAUGAAAGUGUUCAAGAUAUUUUCAAUUCUUCAAAUCAGAGUACUGAUGCUCCUGGAAUCAAAACAAAUUUAAAUGAGUUUUCUGAAGCUGUCACUCCAGAGAUUCAACCUUGUGGAAGCAAAGAUACUAAUUUGGAUGAUCUAGAUUUUCUAGGCCCAACCCAACAAGUUGGAAUUUCAUUCACCAGGAAGAAUUUUGAAAGUGAAAAUUUGGAUGAAACAGACUGUUUUGUCGGUCCAACCCAAAAAAUUGAAAUUCCAUCAGCUAGAAAAUACAAAAUUCGACAUUCAGAAAGUAAAAAUACCAAUUUGGAUGACUCAGACUUCUUUGCAGCUCCAACACAAAAAAUUGUGGCGUCUCAAAGUAACAUCAAGAAGAAACAUAAUCUGACAGCUGAUGAAGAUUUUUACGAUGCUCCCACUCAAAAAGUGGCUCAAGAAGAUGAUAGUUUUCUGGCACCAAUCAGAAAAUCAGCUCGAAAGAAAUCCAAAAAAGAAGAACAUGUUUUUGAAGAUGAUGAGGAUAUUUAUGACUCCCCAACUCAAAAAGUAACUCAACAAGAUAAUAUUUUUUUGUCACCAACUGGAAACAGCUCAAAACAAAAAACAUUGAAUCUUUUGGAGGGUCCUCUGGGAAUUCAUGAUGCUCCAAAUCAGCAUGAUGCCUCGACUGAAGAUGAAGGGAUUGGUGAUGAUGAUGUUUUUAUUGGUGCAACUCAAAAACUAAAUUCUACAGAAUGUAAUAAAGAUAAAUUUGAUGCUAGUACGGACAUUUUUGAUGUUGUAACACAGAUAGUGCCAAUGGAACAAGAAAAGGUUGAAAAUAUUGAUGGUGAUGACACUUUCUCAUCACCAACUCAACCAGCCUGCUCUGACACUGUCAGCAAACCUUAUGCAAAAGACAAACAUGAAAAAACUACACGUGAUGAAUCUAGUAUUAAAUCGCCUCAAAAAGAUGAAAAAAAGAAAACAUUUUCCUUCAAGAAAAGCCAUUUGGAUGCAACAAUAUCAGAUUUGGCUGAGGCCAAGACAAGCAAGAAAGCAGAAGAAACAAAAAUUGAGAAACUUACUAUAAAAAAGACCAAAGAGCAAAGCAAUAAAAUUGAAAAACUUAGCAUAAAUGACAUGAGAGAGCCAGAUAAUCUUGAAGAUGAUAAAAGUGGAAGACUCAGCAUAAAGGAUGCAAAAGAGUUGGAUAAUGUCAAAGAAACAAAAACUAAGAAACGCGUCAAUAAAAAAACUACCAAAUUGGAAAAUGUUACGGAUAAUAGAAUUGAAAAACUUACAAUAAAGAAAGCUUCAAAGUCAGAUAGUUUUGAAGAAGAUAAAAUUGUGAAAUGCUCUAAAAAGAAAGCCGAAAGCUCAGAUAAUGGUGAAUACAAUAAAAUUGGAAAGCUCACCACAAAAAAGACCAAAGAGACAGCUAAUAUUGAAGAAGCUAAAACUAUGAAACUCACCAUAAAGAAGAACAAAAAAAUGGAUAAUGCUGAAAAUAAUGCAGCAGAGGAACUUAUUGUGAAGAGAGAUGAUAAAACUGAAAAGCUUACCAUAAAAAAGGACAAUGAGUCAGAAGAGACUAAACUUAAGAAACUCUCUAUAAGGAAUGAAAAAAUGCAUAAUGCUGAAAAUUAUGCAGCAGAGGAACUCACUGUAAAGAGAGAUGAUAAAACUGAAAAGCUUACCAUAAAAAAGGGCAAAGAGUCAGAAGAGAUUAAAAUUGAGGAACUCUCUGUAAGGAACGAAAAAAUGAAUAGUACCAUAAAAAAAAAAUCUCACAAAUUCUUGAAUGAUGAUGAACAUUUAAUUCCAAAAUUCCUUACCGAAAGCACUUCAAACAUCAUUAAAACAGAAAGCACUUCUUUUAACGCCUCAAAUUCCGAACAAAAUAAAUCGUUAGCCCUAUUAGAAUCGAAAUUCAACAAAACCAAAAAAUCUGUAAAAUCCUCUGAAGAGAUUAAAAUAAAGGUACCAAAAAAUAGGCAAAGCAAAUCUGUAGCGACUGUUGAAGAAGUACAGUUGGAAAUAAUUAAGAGAACAUCUAAAAGAGCAGCUAAAAAAACUCAAGAAGUUCCUGCUAAGAAAAUUGCGAAAAAUGACAACGAAGAAAAAGUAUCUAAAACAAGGACAAGAAAAGUUGCAGAAUUGGAAUCUGAGAGUAAAACAUCCAAACAAACUACAAAGAAUACUGAAAAAAUGACAAUAUUACCGGUUGCAUCAACUUCAACCAAUAGUAUUUCUGAGGAUAAAAAAAUGAAAACAACAAGAGGUAAAAAUAGGCAAGUUGAAGAAGCAAAUGUUAACAAUGAAAAUUCAGAAAAGAGUAGAGCAGGGCCAAGCAGGUCAGCAAAAUCCAAGAAAAGACAAUUUACAGAUGAUGAUGAUGAUGCUGGUGUAGAAGCAACUGCAAGCCCUACAAAAAAACAGAAAAUGCAAUCGGUUCCUGAAAGUCCUGGCACUGCACUAAAAGGCUUAAGGAAACAAAAACCCAAAGUUGUUUUCACAAUGAUGGAAAGUCCAAAAUUGGAGUCUUUCAUCAAACAAUUAGGUGGCAGUAUAGUAGACUCUGUAGAAUCCUGCACAGUCCUUAUUACCGAGAACGUCAAAAGAACCCAGAAGCUACUGACUGCUAUUGGUCUUGGAAAGCCUAUUUGCUCACCAAAUUGGAUCACUGAAUCAAAAAAGGUGCAAGAGUUUUUAGAUCCCUGGGAUUACAUACUCACCGAUCCAGAAGCCGAGAAAAAAUGGAGCUUUUCCUUGAAACAAUCCCUAACUCAAAGCCGGGAUCUUCAACUGCUAAGAUCCUACAACUUCUUUAUUCAAGUCACCAAUGCAGUUGAUGUAUUGAAAGGUGCAAUUGAGUCUUGUGGUGGAAAAAUCUUACCAAAAAUCCCUUCAACUCCCUCAGAAGGAACCUACAUAAUUUCCAGUCCCGAAAACCGUAGCAAAUAUAGCAGGAUUUUGAAAAAGAAUCCUGACUUCAAGAUUAUUGAAGCCGAAGCUGUAUUUGAUGGGGUCUUGAGGCAAGAGUUGAGGUUCGACAGGCACUUGUUGAUGUAAAAUACAUAUACAUACCUACUUAUAGAAUAUUUUUUUUUUAUUCCUGUAAUUUUAAUUUUUGUUGAGUAUAUAAUAUAUAAUAUUGAGUCUCAUUAUAUCUAUGUUUUUUAUUUAAUUGUAAUUAGUGUAUCUAUACCUAAAUAAUAUUUAAAUUUGUUAAAAUCAGGCGUCAGUUUCCCCAUCAGAAUCUUCCGCUUGUUCUUCGGGCGUUCUCAAAUCAAUAGCUAAUCUUUUAAGAGGUUUACCAGUUUCUUUGGCUUCUUGUUUCACCUUUCUGCCAUAAUCUUGGAAUGUUGCUGCCAAAGCGUAUGUUAUUCUUCUUGCUUGAUCUCUGGAAUCGCAUACGAAACUGUGACAUAUAAAUGGAGUAGCUGAAAAAAGAUUAGUUUUGUUAAAAUUAUAACUUUUUGUGUUCUAUGUAGUUCUUACCGCUUUUUAAGCUUUCAUCUGCCACGAUAAUCAUGCUAAAUACCCUUGUGUAAACUAAAUCUUGUACCCCGUACGAAAUAACUUCAACAGUAAAGUCUUGUUGAUGUUUACCAGAAAGUUCUUUGAAAGAUAGGCCUCUUUGUGACACUUCCACUGAUACUAUUGGAAGAAUUUUGCCAUGUGGUAGAUUUUUCGCUUGAGAUACUAAAGAGUCGACGGGUUUUCUUGUGUGCUUUAUACCCCAUAGACCUUUGGCUGGAAAAUUAC